This is a messenger RNA of Aptenodytes forsteri (emperor penguin), 2586 nucleotides long. It is a transcript of the gene UVSSA, whose product is annotated as UV stimulated scaffold protein A. The record is from RefSeq and is a predicted model, not a curated record. Gene Ontology annotation, molecular function: RNA polymerase II complex binding. The coding region runs from base 1 to 2385 and encodes 794 amino acids. The transcript is spliced from 14 exons. Gene Ontology annotation, biological process: response to UV; transcription-coupled nucleotide-excision repair. Gene Ontology annotation, cellular component: chromosome. NCBI's taxonomy places the organism in Eukaryota, Metazoa, Chordata, Aves, Sphenisciformes, Spheniscidae.
AUGCCCUUAGAGCACAGCCACACACAGAGUAAAGUGCUGGAUGCUUUCCUGCAUCCAGGAAGCACUGCAAAGGAGCAUUUUGGUCAACCGCAUCAUCUGACCGCAGCAGAGUACGUACCAUGCUUUGAGGACGGGACCCAGAGCCCACGGGAGAACGCCAGUCAAGCUAUUGUGAAAGACUCCGCAGACCCUCCAGGCUCUGGACAGCAGCACCUACUCAAGAAAAUUCCCUUCCCGAUGCGGCAGUCUUCAGACGAACAUAUCAGCCAUGCCUAUCACCUGCUGAUGACGCGGCUCAACGAGGAGCACGCCGAGGUGCGCUUCUCUGCUUUCCAGAUCGUGCAGGAGUUGUUCAUCCGAUCCCAUCAAUUCCGGGCGCUAAUCAUUUCCAACUUCCAAGAGUUCUUGGAGCUCACGGUGGGGAUAGACCAUGACCAACCUCUUCCCCCACCCAAAGAGGUGGCACAGAAACUGAGGAAAGCGGCCAUUAAGUCGGUGCAAGACUGGCAUGAGAAAUACGGAGAGGCCUACAAGAAGCUUUCUCUGGGGUACCGCUUCUUAAAGCAGAAUAAGAAGGUGGAUUUUCAAGAUGUGCAUGCCAGAACCGUGGCUGAAAGGAGGAGGGAAGAGGAGAAGCAAAAACGAUUGGAUAACAUUUACAAAGAAAAAGCCAAAAGAGCUGAAAAAGAAAUGGAAGAAAUGUCCCAAGAGGUUGCCGACACACUGACAGAGAUGGAAAACUGUUUCCGGCUUCUGAUGCCAGAUCCUUUCGACUUUGCUGUGAGCGACACGGAACUGGAACCCAACAAACAAAUGACUGCUAAUGAGGACAGACCUGCAUCCCCCUUGUCCUCCCAGAUGGAAGUUAACCAGUCCUAUUUUGGAUGCAUGGAUGAUGAACAGCCAUGCUGCAGCAAGGACAUUCUUUCUGUUUCUCAGUGUGUUAGAACUGAUAAAAACGAAGAGUCAGAGGAGAAACAGGAGAAGCCUGAGCAGAAAGAAUUAGAUGGAGGCACAUGCUUGGAAGUUCAGUCUGGUGUCCCUGCUCUCGAUGAUGAUGAUUACCAGACUUUUGUUAGGAACCAUGGGCUUAUUUCGCAUAAGUAUACUCUAGACCUUGAAAUCUCCACAGAUAUAAAAGUGCAUGAAAAUGAAGAUAAUACUGCCAUAAUAAACAAUGUCAUGGACGCUCACAAACUCCUCAGAAAUAAGUUCUGGCCUUCUGUGCAGUCCUGGAUUCAGUUAUUUACCAGAGCAGGGAUAAAUGAUGAUCGGCUAAGAUGUGCCAUUGAUCUCAAGAAUAAAUUGGAAACUGCUAUGAAGAAAUACAAGGAAAUGAACAUUUCCUUUAAAGCGAGAAAAAGAAAAGUGAUGAAAGCCUCGGAUGACGAUGACGACGAGGAGGACGAAGAUGAAUUUGUGGAGGUCCCUGAGAAGGAAGGUUAUGAGCCCCACAUUCCAGACCACCUGCGUAAGGAAUAUGGGCUAGAACCCCAGUCACCUCCAAAAGCACUGGUGGGGAAGACAUCAAUAGGACCAACUCCACUGAGCUCCUGUGCCCAGCUGAAAGGGAAUGAAGACGAACUGGAUCCAACCUGUGCAGCUGCCACACUGAAACUUAUUAGAGACAAACUACCAAAGUUACCAUGUCCACAUGCCAGUGACUCUGCAACUACUGGAGCAGCUUUGGAAGAGCCUGACAGUAAGAGAAGAAAACUAGAAGAAGAAAGAGCUAAAGCUCCCCUCAUGCCUUUUGGAUUAGAUCUUCACUACUGGGGACAGGAUCAGCCAAGUGCUGGGAGGAUUCUCAAAUUUACUUCUGAGCAUCGAUUUUGGGCACCCAGUGAAGUAGAGGAAGAGGUGGAAAAUAAAGAAAUAACUGAAAUGUUAAAAACUAGAUAUAUAACAUUUGCUGGCAAGUUUGAACCGGUGAAACAUAAAUGUCGAGCACCAAUGCCUGAUGGAAGUCUGUGUGAAAGACAAGAUCGGAUUAAGUGCCCUUUCCAUGGAAAGAUAAUUCCUCGGGAUGAAUCUGGGAUUCCCGUUAAUGCAGAGGACAGAGCCAGAGAAGAAAAGAUGCGGUUUGAGAAGCAAGCGGCUCAGCCAGAGUGGCGAGAUCCAGAAUUCAUGAGAGAAGUUGAAGCAGCUACAGGAAUGGAUCUUGGUUCCUCUAAAAAUAAUGGAAAAGGAGGGAAAAAGAAAGGGAAGAAGAAAAAAUAUCCAAAUCUGACAGACCUGAAGCAGCAGGCUAAUACUUCUCGUUCCCGGCUUGAGAAGAAAGUCUUCAAUAAAGGUGCUAUGAAACGCGUGGUGAAAGCAAUGAACCGAGUGGACCAAAGAAAGCAUGAGAAGUUUGCCAACCAGUUUAACUAUGCACUGAACUAAAUUGUAAUAAAAUGGAGGGUAAAAAUGAUUAACAAGAGUGCAACUACACAAAACCUUUAUCACAGACCUUCAUAUUUACACUAAAAUACUGUGCUGUGUGCAUUUUUACUGGGGUAAUUUUUAAAAUUUUUUUCAACUUCUAACUUAUUUGAUAAUGAAUGUGAAUUUUGACAAAGAUGUGGUGAUAUAGAAUGGAAUACA